This is a messenger RNA of Tripterygium wilfordii, 1428 nucleotides long. RefSeq names its product probable WRKY transcription factor 15. The record is from RefSeq and is a predicted model, not a curated record. Lineage: Eukaryota; Viridiplantae; Streptophyta; Magnoliopsida; Celastrales; Celastraceae. The transcript has 3 exons. Gene Ontology annotation, molecular function: sequence-specific DNA binding; DNA-binding transcription factor activity. Gene Ontology annotation, biological process: regulation of DNA-templated transcription. The coding region runs from base 133 to 1116 and encodes 327 amino acids.
CCGAUCGACGGCAUCCAUUUGACCGCACAGACAUUGCCUUUAUCAAGAACGCUGCUCUCCUCAUUUUCUUUUCACACUUUUCAGGCUUUCUCCCUCUUUUCUUUCUUACUUUCAUGUUGUAGUUUCGUAGGUAUGGCUGUAGAUCUCAUGAUGAGUUAUAGGAAUGGCAGUUUCGUGGCAAAAAUGGAAGAAACCGCAGUCGUCCAAGAAGCAGCCGCGGGUCUCGAGAGCGUCGAGAGACUAAUAAGAUUGCUCUCACAACAAGAAAAUCAAGAUCAGAAGUAUCAAUCUUCUUCUUCAAUCCCGGACAUGGAUAUGGAUUGCAGAGCAGUUGCAGACGUCGCUGUUUCGAAGUUCAAGAAAGUAAUUUCUAUGCUAAAUCGAACCAGAACAGGGCACGCUCGAUUCAGAAGAGCGCCUGUGGUUCCUUCACCUUCUUUGCCUCCAAACAAUCAAGAUAAUGAGGUUCUUGAAGGUAAAGUUUAUUACGCGACGCCUAUCCAGCAGUUGCCGCCAGUUCUGCCUCAGCAUCACAACCACGAUUUUCCGAUUGUGAUGCCGAAGAAUGGGGGGAUGGAGAGGAAAGAUUCUACCACAACGAUUAAUUUCUCGUAUUCCUCUGCCGGAAAUUCGUUUAUUUCGUCGUUGACCGGUGAGACUGAAAGUAAGCAGCCGUCGUCGUCGUCGGCGUUUCAGAUUACAAAUCUGUCUCAGGUUUCAUCUGUUGGGAAACCGCCGUUGUCUUCUUCUCUGAAGAGAAAGUGCAGCUCUGAAAACCUUGGUUCCGGAAAGUGCGGAUCCUCUGGCCGCUGCCAUUGCUCUAAGAAAAGAAAGACGAGAAUGAAGAGAGUAGUGAGAGUUCCAGCGAUUAGCCUAAAAAUGUCUGAUAUUCCACCAGAUGAUUACUCUUGGAGAAAGUAUGGACAGAAACCCAUCAAAGGUUCUCCUCAUCCAAGGGGUUACUACAAGUGCAGUAGCGUGAGAGGAUGUCCAGCCCGUAAGCAUGUAGAGAGAGCUUUGGAUGAUCCGUCGAUGCUAGUAGUCACAUAUGAAGGCGAGCACAACCACGCACUCUCUGUUGCUGAGGCUAGCCAUCUCAUCCUGGAAUCCUCUUAGUCAUCAAUCCAACCACCACCACCAUCAUCGACCAAUUGUAAAAACAGCUCCAAGAACUUGUUCUGUACUACUGAUUAACUAGCGAACUAUAGUUGCUUAUCUCGAAGGAGAGAUUUAGUUGGAUUAGAUCGUAAGUAACCUGUUUCCAAUAUUGGAUUCCUUCGCUCUCUCCACUCCUUUUCAACAACCAUGAAAAUCCACACUGAUGGUGGAUUUGGCAUUAGAUUACAGUAUGAAAGAAAGCAAUUAGUGGGUACUAUUCUCUAUCAAUUUCUUUAUUGAUUAAUUCUAUCUUUUGGUUACUGUUUUGGA